Messenger RNA from Colletotrichum karsti, 1893 nucleotides. Its product is annotated as fha domain containing protein. NCBI's taxonomy places the organism in Eukaryota, Fungi, Ascomycota, Sordariomycetes, Glomerellales, Glomerellaceae. Gene Ontology annotation, molecular function: protein binding; ubiquitin protein ligase activity. Gene Ontology annotation, biological process: mitotic spindle assembly checkpoint signaling; protein ubiquitination; negative regulation of septation initiation signaling. The transcript has 3 exons. The record is from RefSeq and is a predicted model, not a curated record. Gene Ontology annotation, cellular component: cell division site; ubiquitin ligase complex; cytosol. Bases 1 to 1893 code for a protein of 630 amino acids.
AUGUUUACACAACCAGUCUCAUCGCCACCAACCGUGGGCCCCGUGCCGACGUCUGUCACUAAUCCCGCCUCGCCCUCGACGCGCUCUAGUCGCCUACGAGGCCUGAGUUAUCUCCGCAAUUACACCCAAAAUCACCUGCUCUCCAGGGAGCACAGCAGUCAGGGUUCCGGUUCUCCAACCUCGAAUUCUCACGCCCAUGCCCACGCCCACUCAUCGCUCUCACACUCACACUUUCACCAUAAUACCACAAACACCACUCACAACUCUCAUCACAACUCUCAGACCCAAACUCAAACUCAAACCCAAACCCAGAACCCACGAAGCGGUACUGCGGCUCGUCCGACCCCAGCUCUGCAACGUUCUCUGAGCUACUCGCCCACGACGACCCCUCGUCGUGCCGACACCGACACCGACACCACCCUGAACCCGCUUUCUCUCGUCGCUUCGCUGCAACAUCCCACAACGUCGGCAUCCUCUGCGAACAGAGCCUCCACCACCCCUUCCUCACCCGCCAUCGAGCGUCCUCCCGUGGAUGCGCUGCCGUCUAUUUUGGACGACGUCGUCGCCAGCAGCAACAGCAGUCAAUCGGCACACUUGCUUGGGCACCCAUCGCAGCCUCGCCUCGACACCGGAACCGAGACCAUGACGAGAGCACGCGCCUCUACGACGGGCGAUGUCGUCCCGACCGCUUCCUCCCCCGUCCCCGACAAUUUGCCCUCGAUCCGCUUCUCCGCCUACUACGACCCCCGCGCGACGCGCCCGAGCCUGACGUUCCCUCCCGUCUCGAGAACUCUGCCCAGCGGCAGCGAGGUCAUCCGCGUCGGCCGCUAUUCCGAGCGUGACAACCAGCCCAACGUGCCCAACAACACCCCGUCGGCUGCUCCCGUGGGCUUCAAGAGCAAGGUAGUCAGUCGUCGACACUGCGAGUUCUGGUACGACGACGGGAAAUGGUUCAUCAAGGAUGUCAAAAGUUCUUCGGGCACUUUCCUCAACCACAUCCGCCUCAGCCCGCCAGGCACUGAAUCCAAGCCCUUCCCAGUAAAUGACGGUGAUAUCGUGCAACUGGGUAUCGAUUUCAAGGGCGGCGAGGAGAUGAUAUUCAGAUGUGUCAAGAUGCGGUUGGAACUCAACCGAGGAUGGCAAAACAAGCUCAACACCUUCAACAUGGCGACGCACAAGCGCCUCCGUAACAUGGUUGCCGCAAACUCUGCGAACUCUUCUUCGACGCAAGACUGCUCCAUUUGUCUCAACUCAAUUGCGCCAUGCCAGUGCCUGUUCGUGGCGCCGUGCUCGCAUACCUGGCACUUUAAGUGCAUUCGCUCCCUCCUGAAUUCUCCACAGUACCCCAUUUUUGUCUGUCCAAACUGCCGCAUGGCGGCUGACCUCGAGGCGGACAUCGAGGACCCCACGGAAGACUGGGAACAAAUGGACGACGAUGAAGAGGCGGAGGAGAAGCAGGAGACGAAGGACAAGGCCGUGGUCGCCAGCGAGCCCUUGCCUGCGCCGGUUCCGGCACCCGCAGAGAGCUCGAGGCCCCAGCUGCCGGAGAUUGGCACGGAGCCUGACGCCAUGGAUUUCACCGUAGCUCUGGAUAGGGCGCGAACUAUGGUGAUGCCCCCGCCGCCGGAAACAGUCGCUCCCAACAGCACUACCGAACCCGUCCCGAUUCCUGCCGUCGGGGCGGCGCAAGCGGCUGUUCUGCGCAGUGGGCGUGACACCAGGACGCCCUCUCCCAUCGGUAAUCACCUGACCAACGGCACCGAAGGCCCCAUCACCCCGCGUAACGAUGCCGGCCCAUGGGUAUUCGAUGGAAGUGCUGGCCGUCGCGCUGCCGAAGCUGCCAACGGCAUGAGAAGCCUCGACGAGGCUACGGAAAUGGAUGUCGACCGGUAG